Mya arenaria is the source of this 2439-nucleotide messenger RNA. RefSeq lists its product as uncharacterized. The transcript has a single exon. The record is from RefSeq and is a predicted model, not a curated record. Lineage: Eukaryota; Metazoa; Mollusca; Bivalvia; Myida; Myidae. The coding region runs from base 143 to 1990 and encodes 615 amino acids.
CUUAAUUUUGAUUUUAAGCUAGAAUGAAUUAUCUUUUCAUACCGUUACUAUGUAAUUUUUGAACAGCACAAACCUUACGUAAUUUAGUUACAGUGUAAAUCCAGUCCUUAAUUAAAUUACUGAUUGUCCCAUACUUAAAACAAUGGAUAGGAAACGACAAUUGUCAUAUGUAUAUGUGGUGUUUAUCUGGACUUUCGUAAUUAUUUAUGCGGAGGAUUAUACAAUUGAGGCAGAGGACAUGUCAAUAGGAUCUGCUCCGGUUAUAACAAGAGUCACUGCUUCAGGAAAUAAAUCAGUCCUAUUGAAACAAGGAGAAGAAAUUCACUUCGAAAUAUGCAUGAUGGCAACAACGGAUAUUCGCCUGUCAAGUGUCAUAUAUUCCAACGAUGGACCAAGUGAUAAGGUUCGUGUACAGAUUGACGAUAUGAAUUUAGCAGUCAUCGAAACAGUGACUUUAAUGGAAGGCGGACGUGGAUGGAGUCUGUUUAGAUCUCCUCUUGGUCCAUUUGCAGAUUACAAAAUAACGCAAGGGAAACAUCUGUUAAAAGUAAUUUUGCUACAAAGCGAUCCGUAUGGUGUAGAGAUUGAUGCUGUCAAUAUUAACAUGGAUACUAUUCAGCCUAAAAGUUUACGCUCGUGUGAUGUAUUCUGUUUCAAUGACGUCAGGUUCUUUGAUGAUGUACGAUUGUCUACAAAUUCCAGCCUAGCAACAGCGUUUCAGAAAAGCUACAAGACGACAUGCGCUGAGGUUGACAACGUUAAUGUACCCGUCAUUCAUGAGUCGGCAAAGAAAUUUGUUGUUACAGCAAGCUCUCCGAGAUAUACAACUUUUGUGAACAAUCGAGACGCCGAUUGGUCGGGCUGUAAAACGAAUGGGCCUUACUUUCAAUUUUUCGGUGUUGACCUUUCUAAAGGCAGAACAUUCAAAGACAGAACUACAUCACUUUCUAUUAGUAUCCAUCAAGGACUCGGCUUUAAACGCGAUGACUUUGGUAUAAUUGGGGAUUAUGAUAUAAAUUUUAGCUUACCUGGACAGGCGGCUGGUUCAAUGGAUUCGGAGAUAGGGUCACUGACAGUCUUUAAGAAUUUGAGGUUCAAUGGAACCAUGACAGUGACAUUUGAGUAUUUCAACCGCUACGAUCAAUGGAUUGGGGGUCAGUCUAAAUCAUUUACAAAUUACUUAGAUGCAUUAGUUUUUCAAACACCAAAGUUCAGCUUCCGUGAAGGCACUGGGAACUUAAUAAAGAUUAAAUUUUACACGAAUGAGACCAACACCGACACUUUCCAAAUCGAAGAACUUUCUAUGAAGCGAAGUAGACAAAAGGAAGAUACUAGUACAACAAUAUACACGGAUGCAAACACAAUUAUAGAGACUGUUGAUGUUGACUUAUGGUGGAGGAUGAACGAAACAAUGACCAUUUCUCUUACACAUACAGGAGAGACAUUUCACGACGCGGACUACUUCCGUGUGGUACGUCGCGUGCUGUGGAUGCCUGAGAGCUGGUCGCAAGUAUUUGUCAUGUACCAAGAUGGAAACAUACGUCUGUUGACUCUAACUCCUCACGGGUUAGACUGGAUACCGUUUGGUUCAUCAUUUAUUGUUGGACAAACUGACCCCAGCCAACAAAGACCAUUCGCUUCCAUUGUCCACGUAGACAUUGACCCUAUAUCACUGCAUUUGGUCAUAUUUUACAAAGAUGGCGGCGUUGUUGAAAUGGACAUUGUAACAACGGAGCGAGAAACGAAACUACAAAUUACUGACAGUACAUUUACCCGUGACUUAAACAAAUUUCCGUUUUUCACAUUUCGGUCAAUGUAUGUUACUGAUGGAAACAGCGACGUCGACCAUAUCUCUGUGGACAACAAUUACCAAACAAAGGGAAUUAUGGAACCAUGGGAUACUUUGCAAGGAACUAACUUCGUAUUCCACAGAAAGUGUAUAUCAAAACACAAUACUCUGAGUCCUGAUAUAAGUUUGAAAAUACUAUAAUAUUUUAGUUUGGCUUCUGUUCUUCUCCGGGAAGUAAACAAACAUUGUCCAAAUUCCAAGACUGGUUUACUCAUCAUCUCAAGUUAUUAGAUGUUUGAUUUCGGUUUGAUGAAUGUUGGUAUAAAAUGAUAUAUAAGCGGUAUUAAAAGAAAUAUCAGAUUAUUUUCCUAUUUCAUUAAAUACAACCAUACAUGAUUUAAUGUAUUAAAAACUACUGAAAAUCCUGAUUGAACUUUUAGCAAUUAAUGUGCUUAUGAAUGAAAUUUAAUUCAAAAUUUACUACAUUUUCGUAUACAAAUCUAAUUCACCUUAAUUGGCAUUUUGUUCGUAGAAGGUUUGUUACUUCAAAAUGGAAACCUUAUUCAAAAGCAAAUCGAUAAAAAACAGAAACUGUUGUUUAGAUGAAUACUUUUAUCUACAUUCCAAUUUAUUGAUUCAUGGAAUUGUUA